Mytilus trossulus (common blue mussel) is the source of this 5466-nucleotide messenger RNA. RefSeq names its product WD repeat-containing and planar cell polarity effector protein fritz homolog. Gene Ontology annotation, cellular component: axonemal basal plate. Gene Ontology annotation, molecular function: protein binding. The transcript is spliced from 28 exons. The record is from RefSeq and is a predicted model, not a curated record. Gene Ontology annotation, biological process: cilium organization; establishment of protein localization; nervous system development. Bases 279 to 2447 code for a protein of 722 amino acids. NCBI's taxonomy places the organism in Eukaryota, Metazoa, Mollusca, Bivalvia, Mytilida, Mytilidae.
UCCCUUGUAGCAAAGGAAAACAAAGUUGAAAGAAUUUGAAAGAAUGCGAAAUUACAUUAAGGUUCAACUUAUGGAGACAGACUAACUAGUGCCUGGAUCGCCAUGAGAUGGAUGGACUAGCAUGACUAGAUUAGCACUUUUCUGCUUCACUGAUCCAACUGCCAUCUACUCCAUUUUCCCCCUUCAGCAGUACUACAUGUAGUAAAUAUAAGUGGCAAGUGGGAAGUUGACAUCUUGAAUCUAUUUGGUAGUGUUAUCAUUUCCGUGUCUGACUGAAGAUGGCAAGCUGCAUGGGAGAAAUUUUUAUUUUGUCCCUCAAAGAUCAAUUUAAUAUUCCAGAUGAUGUAAUUGGCUGUCACAGUUAUCAUGAUAAAUCACAGUCAGAACUACUGUACAAUGAUGAGAAGAAAGCAUUCACUGAAGCCCAGGAUAUGAUUUGGUCACCAAAGAAUAAAAGACCAGAAAAGUUAAAGGAUGGUUUAAAGGAAGUAGAGGAGCUACUGUCUCAACACAAAGUUGUUCAUAUAAGAUGGAGAAGUAGAAAAGUAUUGCAGAUAGCCUUGAGUAAUAUGGCCAUAGUAACAUUUGUAUUCAGCUGUUUUAGUGGUGAUGCGGAGAAAGUUUUUAUAGACAAAUCAUUGGUUGGUAAAGGUAUUGGAGAAACAGUAUCAGAUGCUUUUGUCUCUGACCAAUUUUUCAUUACAACCUAUCCUGAUAAACCUAAAGUUGACUAUGGAUUCUUCAUCAAGAGGCCCCCUAUAGGGGAGGCUAUAAAGAGAUUAGAAAAAAUAUCAGCUUGGGAACCCAAGACUGUACAGAUGGACAUUCCAGGACCAUUAGGUAGACGUUUGGAGAGAAGGGUAUCGGUCAAUACUCGUCAAGAUAUGGUUUUAGUUUGGUGGCCAACCUCCAGUAUUGAAGCAUGGCCAUGGAGUCCUAUGUCAACUGAUAGAGAUCGAGCAAAUCUGAUAGUUCUAUCAAUACAUGGGCCAAAUAUAGACUUAUUGGCUUAUAAUAGGACAGAGUGUGAUCCAUUUCAUGCAAGCUUCAGCUGUUUACAACCACACAGAUUUUUCACUAUUGAACAGUCUCAGAGUGGUGGUGGCGAGACAACAGCUCAUACUUCUACGUAUGAGAUAAUUCAAGGAAAGAUUCAAAGAAUUUCAAAUAUUGCCAUUCCACUUAAAAGUCAUGUAACUUGUUUAAGUAGAAAUCAUCUAGAAGAUAAAUUAGUUCUUGGCUGUGCUGAUGGCUCUAUUGUGUUAUAUGAUGAAGGAAGGAAGUCUACAUUUUAUGUCAGGGCUGCAUUGAUACCAGCCUGUAUAUCGUGGCAUCCUACAGGGACAGUAUUCUUUGUAGUAGGUGCUAGAGGAGAUAUUCAGGUUUUUGAUAUGGCAUUAUCUCCCCUGAAAGUGCAGUUGGUGUCAGAAGAUCCAUGUACACAUAGAAUUCUACCCAUAGGCAAAUUUUUCAAGGUUCCUUACACAUUAAAGGAUAUUAAAUGGUGUUUAUAUGAUCCAAAGUCUGUAGAAUGGAAUGGUGACUACACUGAUGCUAUGUACAUGCACUUUGACAGAGGCCCUCCAGUUGUGUUUAUAUUACAUCUAGGAGUUAUCAGUAGAGAGAGACUGUCAGGUCUAGAAUUAGUCAAAGAGUACCUAAAACAUAGACAAGAGGAAGAGGCUGUACAGUUACUGAAAGCUAUGAAUUGGGACAUGGAAGGUCCUGUGUGUUACUCAAGUUUGUCUGCUAUUGUAAACCAUUUACUUAGACAACCACUUAAUGCUGAAAGAGAGGGUCAGCUAGAGUCAACAUUAGGGACAUUUUAUGCACCAAAACGAGCUUUAUCAGAAGUAACAAUCAUGGACUAUAGAGAUCCUAUCAGUCGAUUGGCUAGACGGUUCUUUCACCAGUUACUCAGGUACUCCAGGUUCGACAAGGCAUUUUUAUUGGCUGUAGAUAUUGGUUCAAGGGAUUUAUUUAUGGAUAUACAUUAUAUGGCAUUAGAUAAAGGAGAGACAGCAUUGGCAGAAGUGGCAAAGAGGAAAGCAGAACAGAUUGAAUCAGAGUCAUUGGAUUCAUUUGAUGACUAUGAUGAUGAUUUUGUGGAUAAUGGAUUUCACCAGUUAAACCAGCAACAUUUAUCACACAAUGAGGGACACUUGUCUAAUGGAGAUAUAAGGAAUGGUGGUAUACAUAAUGGCUUCCAUUCACAUCAUAGUUAUGGCAACAGGGGAGGUAAUAUAGCAAAUGGAGAAAACAGAAAUAGUCAUGUAAAUUCUGUAUUAUCUGACAUAGAAGCUGAUUUAAUAUCAGAUUACACAACAGCUUUACAACUAGAACCACAGUGGACAAAUCAUGAUCGGAGUACACCAGAUAGGAAUAACUCCUCAGAAGAAGAAGAUAAACCAAAGUCAGUGAAAGUUAUACAUUUUGGAAUUGUUUGAUUUUCAUUACCCUUUGGAUUUGUAUGAAUGUCAUCAUUAUUCCCGUUAGUUUAUACUCAUUUAAACUGUUUAUAAGAAUGAUAAUGUUGCAUAUACUGGUGAGGUUUUGUAGUUGUCUAAUGUUGCACACAGAAAGGUUAAUUUGUUAGAGGAAUGUGCCAUAUAUUGGAAAAUUAUCAUUUAAAUUAAUAUAAGUUUAUAAUAUUUGAGUACUUUAUAAUCGCAAGACUGCAGAUCUAGAACAAACGUUUUUGCUAUUAGUUAAUGAUUUAUUGAAUCUUUGUUCAAAAUGUUAUCAAGAAGAUAUUUCUUGGGUUUUUGUCUCACUUGUGUUAAAUGUAUGUCAAAGAAUGCAUGGCAUAGGGAUGCUUAUCCAGCAGCUAAUUCAGUGAUGGUGAUAAAUGAACUAUUUUUAUAAAAAAAUAUUUUUUUCCUGUAUUUUGAAACUGCAUAUCUUGUAUACAGAUGUGUUAGUCUGUAUAUAUAGUCUUAUGGUCAUAUGUCAAUUUUGAGUUUCUUUAUGCAAUAAUUGUAUGAUGAACAUUUUUAUCUGAUAUUGAACUUAUUUAAACAGAUCAUUGAUUAUUUAAAGUUAUGUGAUACCUGUAGUAAAAACUUGAUUUAAAAGAAUAUCAAUAUAAAAGUCAAUUAUGAUUAGUAAACAUACUUCAGUGUGCACUAUUGUUUGUGUCAUUUGAUUGCUGUAUUAUUGACACAUAAAUUCUCUCUCUUUGAUACACAUGUUUUGUAGGGAAAUCUACUGAACUAUCAUUCUUACACCAUUUUCUGAACACCUUAGCUAUUCAAAACAAUGACUGCAAAAUACAUAUAUAUUUAUAUGAGGAAGUGCAAAUUACCUCUAUUUUUGUGGUUUACAUGAGAAAAAUAUGAUGCUACUAAAAAUUAAUCUAGACACUCAUAUUAAAUGUAAUUGGGCACAAAAUUUGUAUGAAAUGGAGGAUGCUUAAGAACUUGUUUAUCUGCAUCUAAAUUUGAAAACAAAAAGUAUGGAAAAAAUAAAUUUUGACUCAUUCACUCUUUAUAUCAAGAUAAAUUGAGUUUUACCCGAAAAAAACGAAUAUCUGGCUAAAAUCAAGGCACAUACAAUUUUUUUUUUCUGUAUAUCAAGAGUGAGAAAGAAGAAUGUGGCAGCUAUAUAAAAUAAAACCUUUUUCCAAAGUUUAAAAAAACCAUGUAUGUGGGUCUGGAUGGUUUUCCAGAAUAAAGAAUAAUGGGUAGAAUAAAAAGCAUAUUAUUUAUCUAGUAUUAUUUCAAAGUACAGGUAUCACUAGUUAUAUUAAAAUGAUGUAUAAUUUUGUAUUUUUGAUUGUAUAUCGACUGCCUUGAUGAAAAAUGAAAAUCCUGUAAAUCAUAUAUUCAUAAGCAAAUGGUUGUGCAUUUGUCUCAUAGUUGAUAUUUCAAAAUAAUUUUUAAUGUUAUAUUGGAAUAUUUAUAUUGUUUGUUGAAAUUCUAGAUACUUCUUAUGGGGCAUAUUAAUGUGACUUUUAACUGUUAAGACUUAUUUAUAUUUAUAUGUAUAUUAAAAUGCAAUGUUUUAUAGAAAGAAUAUAACAAUUCAUUUGUAUGAAAUUGGUUUCGAACUAGAUAAGAGAGAUAAUGAAUUGAAGGGGCUUUAGAUAAUUAUAUAAGUUUCUUCAAAUCAGACUACCAAAAAGCCUCUAGAGUUUGUUCUGAUUGUAAACUUACCUAUAAAAAGUUAACUUUAGGUUUUGUAACUACUGUACAUGCACAAUAUAAAUCAAGUAACUGAAGCGGUCAAUGGAGAAAAGGACAGAAACACAAUACCAAAACCUUGGAUAUAAAAUCCUGAUGUAACCUAAACCUCUUAAUUUCUAUCUAGAUCUACAGACAAAACAAAUGACCAACCUCUUGUUAUUUGAGUCAUAGGACAAAACCUGAUCUCCUGUUAAAACUCUUUAAAGAACUAAAAGGGGAUUCUGUAUACUGACAGCAAACAAUUCAUAUUCAUAAGUUGCAAAUACUUUAUUUCUGACAUAUGUAUAUAUAUCGUAACAAUAAUAUAAUGAGAUCAUAAUUUAGUUAAGCUCAAGACCAAUUAUAACAACUUGCAAAUUUAUCAAUACUAAGUACACCUUUAGUGAAUUCUAGACUGUUACCUAGAGUAUCUUUAAAAAGGUUGAUCCAAAAAUUAUUCAAAUCCUCAUAAAGAGUAAAACACUAACUGCUUUAAUGAUCUCUCGGGUAUUGAGAUUAUGAGCAGAUAUGCACCAAAGUACAUCUGGCCUCAUAGAACAAAAUAUUGGAAAUUCAUGUAUUACACAGAAAACCAUUGAGAUCCCCUAAGAGCAUAUAGGAAAUGGUCUAUUUAGGAAGUGGGUAUGAAUCUUUGAUUGGUUUACUGUUUAAGAUUCUAAAAUUUGUGCAUAUUCUCGUUGAAGAGUCUUUCUUUACACAAGACUUGUUGACAAAGGACUCUUAGAUGGUUCUAUUCUGUCACAAUCUAGGAGUCAUUGUACCUCCUUGUCGCCCUCUCUCUUUUAUGAAAAGGUAAUAUAGGGGGCUGUAAUUCAACUGGAGUAGCCGUUACUGUGGUUUUUUUUUUUAUGUCUUAUGUCUAUUGCUCUACUUACUUGAUCUUUUUAUUUUAUGCCGUACAAGUACUUGUUUCAAUUUAUCAACAUGAGACUCUGAAAGAUUUGAACUACUUCUGUCAAACACAUCUUGUAAGUACAAGGGAAUAUCUUUAGUAACCAUCUGUGAUACUGUACAAAUCUAUGAGUCAUAUCAACUGACUCACAAACAGCAGUGCAAGUUGAUUUAAAUACCGUGUGUACUUCAUCCGUCAAGUUUGCUAUCCUCAAGGGAACAUGACCCUGACUUGGGUCAACUGAAGCCUUAGCAAUCAGAAGAUAACUAGUAUGAUUUGACGUCACUGGUUCGACUAUUUCUCUUAAUUUUCGGAACACGUUUUAUAAAUUUAUAUGUGACAUCACUUUGGGCUCUGCAUUGACAGGGCUGUGAUUUUGUAAUUUAUUCG